Messenger RNA from Spodoptera littoralis (African cotton leafworm), 984 nucleotides. The record is from the annotation of a GenBank genome assembly. Lineage: Eukaryota; Metazoa; Arthropoda; Insecta; Lepidoptera; Noctuidae.
AUGUUUGCGCUGAUGUUCAGUGAUAACCUGCGCUUCGCCUUACGACAUCGCCUCGCCUCGUCCGUCACGUCUACUAAGACCGAGACCGAGACCGAGACCGAGACCGAGACCGAGACCGAGACCGAGACCGAGACCGAGACCGAGACCGAGACCGAGACCGAGACCGAGACCGAGACCGAGACCGAGACCGAGACCGAGACCGAGACCGAGACCGAGACCGAGACCGAGAUCGAGACCGAGACCGAGACCACCGAGAUCGAGACUGAGACCGAGACCGAGACCGAGACCGAGACCGAGACCGAGACCGAGACCGAGACCGAGACCGAGACCGAGACCGAGACCGAGACCGAGACCGAGACCGACACCGAGACCGAGACCGAGACCGAGACCGAGACCGAGACCGAGACCGAGACCGAGACCGAGACCGAGACCGAGACCGAGACCGACACCGAGACCGACACCGUGAACGAGACCGACACCGAGAACGAGCGAGACGUGAUCGAAACCGAGACUGAAACCGAGACCGAGACCGAGACCGAGACCGAGACCGAGACCGAGACCGAGACUGAGACCGAGACCGAGACCAAGACCGAGACCGAGACCGAGACCGAGACCGAGACCGAGACCGAGACCGAGACCGAGACCGAGACCGAGACCGAGACCGAGACCGAGACCGAGACCGAGACCGAGACCGAGACCGAGACCGAGACCGAGACCGAGACCAAGACCGAGACCAAGACAGAGAUUGAGACUGAGACCGAGACCGAGACCGAGACCGAGACCGAGACCGAGACCGAGACCGAGACCGAGACCGAGACCGAGACCGAGACCGAGACCGAGACCGAGACCGAGACCGAGACCGAGACCGAGACCGAGACCGAGACCGAGACCGAGACCGUUACCGAGACCGUUACCGAGACCGAGACUGACAGACUGAGACUGAUACUGAGAUAUAGACCGUUGUUUCACGUCGGUUUUCUGUGA